AUGGAGAAAGCGGCAGCAGUCAGCGAGGGCGGCGGCAGCAACAGCAGCAGCCGCAGUAGUAGCCGCCCUACCUCGGCGGGCUCUUCUCCCUCGUCGUCCUCCGCCAGCCGCGGGCUGCCGGGCCGGGCGGCGGCCACGGGGAGACUGGAUGGAGGUGGAGGGGCCGGGGGCAGCGGCAGCCCCAGCUCGGCGGCGGCCAGCCCAGGGGGCGCGCAGGCGCCCGGUAGCGGCGGUGGCAAGCGGCGGGAGCCGGUGCUGGAAGGGACGCUCAGCAAAUACACCAACCUCCUACAGGGCUGGCAGAGCAGGUACUUUGUGCUGGACUUUGAGACGGGGAUUCUACAGUAUUUCGUGAAUGAACAAAGUAAAAACCAGAAGCCACGAGGAGCCUUGUCUUUAGCUGGAGCUAUAAUUUCACCCAGUGAUGAAGUGCCACACAUGUUGGUAGUCUACUCUGCGAAUGGAGAGAUGUAUAAGUUGAGAGCUGCUGAUGCAAAAGAGAAACAGUACUGGAUAACUCAGCUUCGGUCCUGUGCCAAACACCACAAGGAAGGUAAUUCUAAGGGCAUUUCAUCCUCACGAAGUAGAAGCUCAUCCCUGCUGCCACCUGGGACAGUUAAUUCUGCAUCUCCUAGUGCCCACAAACAUAUGAAUCAAAGUGGGCCAACUGUUGUAACCAUCACACAUCACAAGUCACCUGCAGCUGCUCGAAGAGCAAAGAGCCAGCGUUCUGGUCAACUCCAUGAAGUCAGAGAGAUCAUGAGCCAAGUUGAGGGACAGCAAAAGAAUCUUGUACAAGCCAUUGAAGCUCUCCCAAGUUCUGGCCCCCUUUCUGCCUUGGAUCAGGACUUGCUGCUUUUAAAAGCUACCUCUGCUGCCACCCUGAGCUGCCUUGGAGAAUGCCUGACUCUGUUACAGCAAAGCAUGCAUCAAGUGGGCCAGCACCAUAACAGGACACUGUCAUCAGAAGGUAUCCUGGGAUGGCCUGGGCCCAAGUCACACUCCACAGAUCAACUGAAAAACAGUGCCCUCAGCUCCCUGUCAUGUGCUAGUGCCAAUAUUACAUGGGCAAUAGUACCAUCUGUAGCCCAGGAUGUGCAGGCACUGCAACCAAAUACAGAGCCACAUUCAGCUUCUGAGUUGAUCCUAGUUGAAGAUGAAAUGACAGAUACUGAAGAUAAUGAAGAGGAGGAUUUAGGAGUCAUGGAUGAUCAACGUAGUAUAAUUCUCCAUCUCAUCUCUCAGCUCAAACUUGGCAUGGACCUUACCAGGGUAGUGCUUCCAACAUUUAUUUUGGAGAAAAGAUCCCUGCUGGAGAUGUAUGCAAAUUUCAUGGCCCAUCCAGACCUGUUUUUGUCAAUUGCAGCUGGAGCCACUCCUGAGGAAAGAAUUAUCUGCUUUGUGGAGUAUUAUCUAACAGCUUUUCACGAAGGCCGCAAGGGAGCAGUUGCCAAGAAGCCCUAUAACCCCAUAAUCGGUGAAACGUUCCAUUGCUCCUGGGAUGUGCCGAAAGAUAAAGUGAAAGCAUUCAGAACUAGUGGUGCUUCCAUGGUUUCUAAGGACCCAACCAAGGAGUCUGGCCAGGACCAGUCCACGUGCUACAAGCUGAGGUUUGUAGCUGAACAAGUAUCCCAUCAUCCACCGGUAUCUUGCUUUUACUGUGAAUGCAAGGAGAAGAAAAUGUGUGUGAACGCUCACGUAUGGACUAAAAGCAAAUUUAUGGGCAUGUCAAUAGGUGUUUCCAUGGUAGGUGAAGGUGUUCUUUACUUGAUGGAACAUGAAGAGGAGUAUGUUUUCACCCUGCCUAGUGCCUAUGCUCGCUCGAUACUUACUAUCCCGUGGGUGGAGCUCGGAGGGAAAGUCAACAUCAAUUGUGCCAGAACAGGAUAUUCUGCUACAGUCACCUUCCACACCAAGCCCUUCUAUGGAGGGAAGGUCCACAGGGUUACAGCUGAAGUGAAACACAAUCCCACUAACACCAUUGUAUGCAAGGCCCAGGGAGAAUGGAACGGGACGCUGGAAUUUACUUACAGCAAUGGAGAAACCAAAGUGAUUGACACAAACAAACUGCCUGUUAUCAGGAAAAAGAUCAGGCCCAUAGCAAAGCAAGGCCCAAUGGAAUCCAGGCACCUUUGGCAGCACGUCACCAAUUCUCUGAAAGAAGGAGACAUCGACGCAGCAACAGAACACAAGCACCGCCUGGAAGAGAGACAGCGAGCAGAGGAGAGGCAGCGUGCGGCUCUUACAACCCCAUGGAAACCAAAAUAUUUUGCCAAAGAGGGCGAUGGUUGGCUAUACUUGAAUCCUCUCUGGAAGACCCACUGAUGGGAUAGAGCAGUCG
Indicator indicator is the source of this 2341-nucleotide messenger RNA. RefSeq names its product oxysterol binding protein like 10 (gene OSBPL10). Gene Ontology annotation, cellular component: cytosol; membrane; intracellular membrane-bounded organelle. Gene Ontology annotation, molecular function: cholesterol binding. Bases 1 to 2325 code for a protein of 774 amino acids. The transcript has 13 exons. The record is from RefSeq and is a predicted model, not a curated record. Lineage: Eukaryota; Metazoa; Chordata; Aves; Piciformes; Indicatoridae.